Molecule: messenger RNA, 1664 nt
Organism: Artibeus jamaicensis (Jamaican fruit-eating bat)
Lineage: Eukaryota; Metazoa; Chordata; Mammalia; Chiroptera; Phyllostomidae
Gene: HBEGF
Product: heparin binding EGF like growth factor
Exons: 6
Coding region: 336-962 (208 amino acids)
Biological process (GO): positive regulation of mitotic nuclear division; epidermal growth factor receptor signaling pathway; positive regulation of cell population proliferation
Molecular function (GO): heparin binding
Source: RefSeq, a predicted model, not a curated record
AGCGUCGGCGCCUCGCGGAGCCUUAUUCCCGGCCGCGCGCCGGGAGAGCUCAGAUCGAAGGAGCUGCGCGCAUCACGCAGCUGGCCAGCCUGACCCGGGCUCAGGGACUUGGGCCGACAGAAGCACGCCCGGACCGACGGAGUGAGCAUACAGACACCCAGGGGCCUUUAGAUCCACGCAGGUCCCAGCAAGACUUGCAUCCGGAGGCCGGCAGCAGUCCGUGCCCCGCGGAAUCUACUGCUCCCCUCCCACCCUAUUUCCAGUGCUAGCGCCCGGUGGCCGCUGCCUCCAAAGUGAUUGAUUGCUGCCGCGCCGCCUUCGCCGGGUCCGGGACCAUGAAGCUGCUGCCGUCGGUGGUGCUGAAGCUCUUUCUGGCUGCAGUGAUCUCAGCGUUGGUGACCGGAGAGAGCCUGGAGCGGCUUCGUAGAGGGUUGGAGGGUGGAACCGGCAACCUGGGAUCUCCCACGGAAUCUACUGACCAGCUGCUGACCCCGGGAGGUGGACGGGGCCACGAGGCUCUGGACGUGAAAGAGGCUGACCUAGACCUUUUCAGAGUAGCUUUCUCCUCCAAGCCACAAGCUAUGGCCACACCCAGCAAGGAGGAGCGUGGGAAAAGGAAGAAGAAAGGCAAGGGCUUGGGGAAGAAGAGAGACCCAUGUCUUCGCAGAUACAAGGACUACUGCAUUCAUGGAGACUGCAAAUAUGUGAAGGAGAUCCGGUCCCCAUCCUGCAUCUGCCACCCAGGUUACCACGGAGAGAGGUGCCAUGGGCUGAGCCUCCCAGUGGAAAAUCGCUUAUCUACGUAUGACCACACUACCAUCCUGGCUGUGGUGGCCGUGGUGCUGUCAUCUGUCUGUCUGCUUGUCAUCGUGGGGCUUCUCAUGUUUAGGUACCAUAGGAGAGGAGGUUAUGAUGUGGAAAAUGAAGAGAAAGUGAAGUUGGGCAUGACUACUUCCCACUGAGAGAGACCUGUGCUCAAGGAACCAGCUGGGGACUGCUACCUCCGAGAAGACACAAGCUGAUCACAGACUCUGCAGAGGGGAAGGACUUCACAACAAGCUGUGAAGACCCCUUGUCACCAACUGCCAUCUAGAUUGGGCCUCCCUUAAUUGCUUUUCCAGAGCCUUCAAGUGCCAAACAGAACAUGUCCAGUGGGGUCUGGAUCAGAAGGAAGCGAAAGCGAGGGGCCCUCAGGCCCUUCUGAUUCCCCUCUGCCAACCCCUGCUUAACCUGUAAAGUUUGUUUAAACACUUGUCUUCUGGAUUAAGAUGCCAGUUAAAUUCCAUGUGCUCCAGGAUCUGUGACUGAAAGGAGGGAAAGGAAGGAGAGGGAGAAAGAAAGGUUCAUGGACUCUAAGAAAGUAACGAAGAUUGAAAACCCACAGACUCAAGUAGUUACCACGGGAUCUGCCAUUGGACCCUCCGGCGCUGGAUUUGAUGAGCUAACUGUGAAAUACCUUAAGCCUGAGAACUCUGAAUUUUGGGACUUCUACCCAAAUGGAAAAAUAACAACUAUUUUUUUUUUGUUUGUAAAAAUGCCUCGUAAAUUAUAUAUUUAUUUUAUUCUAUGUAUGUUAAUUUAUUUAGUUUUUAACAAUCUAACAAUAAUAUUUCAAGUGCCUAGACUGUUACUUUGGGAUUUCCUGGCACCCCCCCCCCCCCCCC